Molecule: messenger RNA, 2905 nt
Organism: Sinocyclocheilus rhinocerous
Lineage: Eukaryota; Metazoa; Chordata; Actinopteri; Cypriniformes; Cyprinidae
Gene: ebf1a
Product: EBF transcription factor 1a
Exons: 17
Coding region: 186-2000 (604 amino acids)
Biological process (GO): regulation of DNA-templated transcription
Molecular function (GO): DNA-binding transcription factor activity; DNA binding
Source: RefSeq, a predicted model, not a curated record
CAAACCUGGAUGUUGACAUCUCGCGUUUCUUUUGGCACGUCGCUCUAUUUUCUGUUUCAGAGAGGAAGCGCUAAUAGAGACAAACGCGGUGACACCUGCUCACCCAUACACUUCUCCUUGUCUUUUUUAACGGAGCGAUCAAAAGAAGCAAGCGCCGACUGAGACGGUGACAGGAGUCUGUUUUCAUGUUCGGGAUUCAAGACAGCAUUCAAAGGAGCGGGAGUAGUAUGAAAGAGGAGCCCAUCGGUGCCGGGAUGAACGCUGUCCGGACAUGGAUGCAGGGUGCCGGAGUGUUGGAUGCGAACACAGCCGCUCAGAGUGGAGUGGGUCUUGCUCGAGCACACUUUGAGAAGCAGCCUCCUUCAAAUCUUCGCAAAUCCAACUUCUUCCACUUCGUUUUAGCGCUAUACGACAGACAAGGACAACCCGUGGAAAUUGAAAGAACUACUUUUGUUGGAUUUAUUGAAAAAGAAAAGGAAUCUACCGGAGAAAAGACCAACAAUGGGAUCCAUUACAGAUUGCAGCUUCUUUACAGCAACGGCAUCAGAACAGAACAGGACUUUUAUGUACGCCUGAUUGACUCCAUGACCAAACAGGCAAUUAUCUAUGAAGGGCAAGACAAAAACCCAGAGAUGUGCAGGGUCCUGCUGACGCACGAGAUCAUGUGCAGCCGCUGCUGUGACAAGAAAAGUUGUGGCAAUCGCAACGAGACGCCCUCUGACCCGGUCAUCAUUGACAGGUUUUUCCUGAAAUUCUUCCUCAAAUGCAACCAGAACUGCCUAAAGAAUGCAGGGAACCCACGAGACAUGCGGCGAUUCCAGGUGGUGGUGUCUACGACGGUGAGCGUGGAUGGACACGUCCUUGCUGUGUCUGAUAACAUGUUUGUUCACAAUAACUCUAAACAUGGACGCAGAGCUCGCAGGCUGGACCCAUCUGAAGGCAAUCCAUCAUACCUGGAACACGCUACCCCUUGCAUUAAGGCCAUCAGUCCCAGUGAAGGCUGGACGACAGGGGGUGCCACAGUCAUCAUCAUUGGUGAUAACUUCUUUGACGGCCUACAGGUCAUCUUUGGCACCAUGCUGGUCUGGAGUGAGCUCAUUACCCCUCACGCCAUCCGAGUUCAGACUCCUCCCAGACACAUUCCCGGGGUUGUGGAGGUCACUCUGUCUUACAAGUCAAAGCAGUUCUGCAAAGGUACACCGGGCAGAUUUAUCUACACAGCACUGAAUGAACCCACUAUUGACUACGGUUUCCAGCGGCUACAGAAGGUGAUCCCUAGACACCCAGGCGACCCUGAACGCUUACCAAAGGAGGUGAUUCUGAAGAGGGCAGCAGACCUGGUGGAAGCUCUGUAUGGGAUGCCACACAAUAAUCAGGAGAUCAUUCUGAAAAGAGCAGCGGAUAUCGCAGAGGCACUCUACAACGUCCCACGUGGACACAACCAGCUGCCAGGUCUGGCCAACAGCUCAGUCCACGCUGGCAUGAUGGGAGUCAACUCCUUCCAUGGCCAGCUCGCUGUCAAUGUCUCUGAGUCCGCACAAGGAGCCAAUCAGGGUUUCAGUCGAAACACAAACAGUGUAUCCCCUCACGGUUAUGUACCCAGCACAACACCCCAGCAGAGUAGCUACAGUACCGUCUCUACUAGUAUGAAUGGAUACGGCAACACAGGCAUGACCACGCUGGGAGGGUCGCCCAACUUCCUCAAUGGCUCUGCUGCCAACUCUCCUUAUGCCAUUGUUCCUUCCAGUCCCACCAUGGCCUCCUCCACCAGUCUUCCCUCCAACUGCAGCAGUUCCUCAGGCAUCUUCUCUUUCUCUCCGGCCAACAUGGUGUCUGCAGUCAAACAGAAGAGCGCUUUUGCUCCCGUCGUGCGGCCCCAGGCCUCACCGCCCCCCACCUGCAUCAGUGCCAAUGGAAACGGCCUCCAAGUAGAUCAAUCUUUUGUGGACUCUAGCAAGUACUCCACCGCCAGCUCCCUGCAGGGACUGGCCUUCUCCUGAAUGAUCCCAGGGAUGAUUGUUCCUCCCAUGUAGGGGCUCCUGGGCCGCUGAAGAGGCACAUUUGAUUUCAGCUCUCGCCAGAGAAUCUACUCUCUGGGCUGAAGGCAAUUUCUGGUGGAGGAGACAUGAAAACUGAACUUUUAAAACUCAGGCCUUUUGACAAAGGAAUCUCAUUUUAUGGGAAGAAAGUGUUUGUCUGCUUUUGUUUUUAAGCCAAUUUCUGGACUGCUGUUACGAAGGACUUUACCCCCCGUGUUUUGCCCAUGCAGAAAGGAGAGAUGGAACUCCUUUUCAUUUUGUUCAUGGGCUUUUUGGAUGAAUUCAAUGAUCACAUGCCUUUUUUACAGACUGUAUCACACAAACAUGACACUUUAGGAGCGGGUGCAUCCGUAAUGUUUCUGAGAGCAGCGACGGGCAACAGCACAGAUCUCUGUUAAUACUGACCAGUUUUUAUAUAAAUAGACACAUCCAAUCCAAUCCAACCCACAAUCCGAAUGAGAACAAUGGCCAAUUGUUUGGACACAGAAAAGAAGAGGGGAGGUUUUUUUUUUUUUUGUCCCUGAGAGAAGCCAACAAAUAGUUUGCCAUAAUGUUGUUUGUUUUCAUACUAAAUGAAAUUGUAGCGCCAUACUCACUUCCCUAUUGUUUUUAUUUUUAAGCAUAGAGUCAUACAAAGCAUCUGGGUACCAGCCGGUUUGAAUGGCUAUGAUGUAGGAAAGUUAUUUAAGAGUUAUUAAAUGCUGUCAUGCUGUAAUUUUUCAAUGUCCAGAUCCAUCCUCAAAGAGAAGAAAAAGUGACCCAAUUUCCACAACAAAUCAGUAUUUAUUUUCUUGCAAAUAUUUGCUGCUAAAUAGAGCAGAGAUAUGCAGUAAACAGAUGGACUGAAGGAAAAAGACCUCAGUUGC